CGGUCGAUGUCUUUGUCGUCCGCAAAAAACUAAUCGCUUCGAUUUUUGGUCUCCGUCGAAGUUACACGCGCAGGGAACCAGUCAAUUUUCCUCGUAUCUUCGGGUCUUCACUUCCAACAUUUCUUCUUCGACGAGUGUGCGUGCAUUUCAAGUCGCGGUCGAAGAAAUUUCAAGAGAAUCCGUACUGACCUCGCUCUUCUCAUGUUUCGUAGUUUGAGAUAGUGUUUUUUUUUUAAUGAAAAUGUCGAUGUUUUUUAAUAUUGGAUAAUCAGCAUUGGAGUGUAAAAUAUAGACUUUUAAAUUAGGAUAUAAAAAAAUUUAAAAAAUGGAUUUGAAGUAUGUCCUGCUAACAAUAAUCAAGAUCCUUAUAUCGACGGGACUGGUGAUACACGCACAAGGAAACUCCCUUAUGGGGGGACAUCUAGACAAUAAGAAUUAUACAGAAGAAAAUUAUGCAUACGAUUAUGACUAUACGGAUAGCUUGGAAUCAACGACAGCGAAAAUAAACCAAAGCCACAACAGUAUUCCUGCGCAAUCUGAAGAAAUUCCUGACCCUUCAGCUUUAGUCCGACCAGGAUAUAACUUACCUGAUGACAUUUUUAACGAGGGAAAACCAUUCUAUGUAGAAAAAGAUCCAUCCACGGGCAAAAUUGAUUUUAAUCAUAAGUCAACAUCAACUAAAAAUAAUGAUAGUAAUGAUGAUGACGUGGAUGAUUACGUCGAUGAUACCCCGUCAGACGAUGUUUACGAUAAAAAGAAUAUCGAUAGGAAAGAUGGAAAUAUAGAUAACUACGGAAGUCAUAGAUAUAAUGCUGUGAAUCAACUAACAACUAAUUUUCAUGAUUUUCUUAAUCUCCCGGUUAGAUACAACCCUGAAAAAUACGUUCCACCUCUAAUGUCUAGUCCUUAUGCGAGUACAAAAAUUCAAGGUAGUGUUAACAAGUACCAUAAUCAUAAAGACACGUUUGGUGUGCCAAAAACCACUACUACGAAAAGGCCUACUGCAAACCCUACGUAUUAUACAACAGGAUCGUAUUUCACACCACGUACAACACAACGAACUAUGGCUACCACUCCAGUCGCCACUACCACAACUCGGCCUACUACAAUGAAGAUUUAUCCCGAAAUAACAACAAAAUCUGUUAGUUUACUAAAUUCCGACAUGUCACAUCCCAGCUUCAAUGAAGAGUACGACUACUAUGAUAGUUCGACUGAAGUUACACAUGAAAUAAAAUCAAAUAACAAAUUAACUACGCCAGACGUAAAACAUAUUUACCUUACAUCUACAAUCACGCCCAGUACUUCAACAUCAAGGGUUUUAAGUUUAUUUGAGCAGUUGUUCGGAAGUUAUGACGAAAUGACCUCUACUGAAGAGCCUAAAACUACUAGCGCUCCCAUAAAUCCUCCUCCAAAAAUUCCUGAUAAUACAUUUAUUACGACUACACCUAAAAUCGAGAAGAUUUUGACAACAAAGAACUAUCCAAAUAUACAUGCUGGUCCACCAAGUUUACAAACAGAAGCGAGUACAGAUCUGGAUACAAAUUACGAAUAUAACGAUGAAGAUGAUUAUAACAACCCAAAAUUAACUGACAAUAUUGCUGUAGAAAAUAAUGUUCAUGCAGAAGAGACUCUAAAAGUACAGCCCUUGGAUGUCAAAUUUGAGAAAACUUCACCUAUAAAUAAUUUCCAUAACGUCCAAAAAAAUACUACUAUCAAAAUAAAAGAGCAAGUAACUACCGUUAAACCUACUAGUUCUUCAGAAUUAUAUAGCUCAAAAACAGAACCAGCGACAAUUCCUAUCUUUUUCACAUCAACAAAAGCAACGACCACUACUACCACUAUUCCCUCUACAACUACUACCACGACUACUCAAGCAACAACAUCAAGAGUAACAUCUCUACCCUUAGGUGACAACCAUAUAAACGCACCCGUACAUAGAGAUCCAAUUAUCGUAGCAACACAAAAUCUUCGAGAAAAACUCAAUAGUGAAAAGGUAAAGCAUGAAACACAUCCGCAAUUAACGGUUCAGCUUCCUUUCCCACAAAAUCAACAAAGACCGAUUAAUUCGUUGGUCCCUAGUACAAGUAAUAUUCACAUUGCACCUGAUCAAGAUACCGUUUCUUUCGUAGUAGGACAGCAUCAAAGCGUCGGAGGACCAGGUCAAUAUGUGGGUGUAGCUCUAAAAGAAAGUCCUUAUGAUGGUAAUCCAUUCAGACCCCUUUACGGCCAUGAAGCAAGCUACAGUAGUAAUUCGGAUACCAACGGACCCCAAAUAGCCUUUAAACCACAAACCCAUGAGAUAGCAGGUAGCUCGGUUACCAUUCAACCUCAUCAAAAUUCUGAAGCAUCUUUAGCUAUAGGUAUGCCUAUUAGUGGCAUUAAGCAAAUAAAAGGACAAGUAAUGGAUGAUAGUAUAGAUCAUGAUGAUAAAGUGCAGUUCCCACAAGAAAGUGUCAAUAAGAUAAUAUUUCCAGAAGAAAAUAAAAUAUUAAAACCAAACUCCAUUCCUUCAAGAUUCGAACAAAAGUUGCCUGUACCAACACCCACAAGAGAAGUACUAAAAUUACACUCCAACCCUAUAACACAUCAAUUGCCUAGUGAUUUAACCCCUCCACUUGAAAAAGAUAUAUUGCCGGUUAGAUAUGAACCAUCAGAAAGACCGGUAAGGCCUCCUUGGGAUCCACGACCCGGCCACUUUUAUAAUGGAAAACCCGAAUACGUACGACCACCCAGACCACGACCAGAAGUUGCCUACAAAAGAAUUGAUAAUCUUCCAAAUAUCUUACCUCAAUUUAGACCAAAUUUGAAACAUUAUCAUUCCCAUGGAUCCCCAUACAUAUUCGAUCAAAGAUUUAAUCGACAACCAUUAUUAGAACGGCCAUCAAAUAGGCCAAUUGGAUAUUUUGAAAAAAUGUUGCCUCCCGUUCGACCACCACCUCAUACAUAUCCUCAAAAAAAUGUAUUAAAAAAUUCUCCUCCACAAAUAGAAGAAAGAAGACCCAUCGCUUUAGCCCUCCAAAGUUUAGAUAAUCAAACUCCUAUUGCUGAAGAUAGAAUAAUGAACGAGGAUCCCAGACCAGUUGAAACACAGAACUCUCCAGAAUUAAACUUAUAUCAGACACCUCCAAAUAUACAAAUUGCAAAUAAAAGACAUUCAAUAGCAAAUGAAGAAGUAGAAACAUUGCAAAUGAUUCAAGCAAAAACUGAAAAAGAAAAAGAAAAACCCGAAAGGUUACCGAUCAAAGAAGUUGAUGGUGAAACCUUGAAAAUUCUUGCACAAGAGGCAACAAGAAAUACCACGAAUAAUAAGACCAUUUAUAGAGUAUAUCCAGUUGAGGCAGGAAUAAAUAUGGACAACAGUAAGGAUUCUGAAGGAGUUAUUGUUGGUACUAGAGGAGAAUUACCAUUACCGCCAUCAAAAAUUGAAAACGACUUUAAUUUUCAAAAUCACGACAGAAACGACGCUCCUAUUUUGAAACCUCACCCUAAGCCCCCAACUUUUCCUACAAAAUCCGAUUUUCCAUAUCCAUUAGAACGUCCAGACUCGGUUUUAGGACAUUCUAACGUACCGGAUAAUAAAUUGGACGACGGACCAGACAAUUACAAUCAAUGGAAUAAUAUUGGUGAAAACACAGAAAGCAGAAUCGUUACGGGUGGAAAAAAUAAAUACAACUCUAAUCAAAUAUCGGUAACGUUGAAAACGUACACGGAAAAACCGAUAGCUAUAGCCUACACUCCAACCGAUCCCAGCAUGAGUUCAGAUAAAUACUCGAUGCCCAAUUAUGGUAGUCCGGUUAUUCCAGAAAUUAGACCGGGUGUAAUUGAGAACAUCGAGCCAAACCUUAAAAAGAAAUACCAAGCGCCGAUCAUUGUAUCACAUCAUACGUACAGUAACCAUAAAUCAGAUGCAGACGUUGAUUCGUCAUUACCGGACCAGCAAGACUUCCAAGCUCCAUUUCAAGCCAGCGUUAACGUAGAUUCAGCAGUGAACCAGGGUUGGUCAGUCGUACGGGACCGAGGUAAACCUGCCUCCUCCGACGAUACAGAGACAACUACCAUACCUCUCGCUACAACUAGCGAGUUUGAUAUGGAAAAUUUCAAGCCUCAGUUAAUAGGAGGCUUUCAACCCUUGUACAGUUAUCCAGAGGCGGUUGAAAAGAAGCAACUCAGCAUUCCAGAAAGACAAGAAAAAUAAUAAUACAUUAAAAAUAAAUAGACUGAAAUUUAGUUGUUAAUAGAAAAAGGUGGACUAAGUGUUCAAGAGACUUACAUACCGGUGUUGUGCAUAUUUGGGGUUACAUUAUAUUACUACGAAUUUUGUUGGCUGCUCAAAUAUUUGGGCACUUCGAAAUAGGUUGAUAUUUCUUUUAUUUCAGAGAUUUUUCUAGAAUACAGGAAAAACUGUGAAGUAAACAUAAUUUUUUUAUAUAAAUAUUUAGGAUAUUAAAAAGACAUAAGACUUUAGAUUAAGUAGGAAAUAAAAAUGCAGUGCUCUAAUUUAUUUAUUUAUUUAUUGUACAAGAUAAAUUCUAAUAAAAUUAAAUAAUAAAGCAUCGCUGGAUUUUAUUAAGUUUAUGCUACCUUAGAACUAUUGUUCUAUUUGCCUACCAUAUUUAACAGAAAAAAUUUACUUUAACUAAAUCACUUACUAAUGUUUUAAUAUUGAAUUAUUCCAUUGUACUGGGUAGUAUCACUAAGAACUUUAUAUUAUUACUCUUUAUAUUAAUAAUAUAACGGAUGUCUCAUGAAUUUCCUGCUCUAAUGUAAUACCUCAACAUACAAAACAAGAUGCUUGAACGUUUCAGAGUAGCAAACGAAUGGAAAUUACAGUUAAAAUCAAUAUUACAAAGAAAAAUGAUAUUAAAUUUAAAAUGAAUUGAUGAAUAUUUUUAAUUUUAUUCAUUUUCAUGACGAAAUAUCCCCUACUUAAUCUUAAUGAGAGUUAAAAAAUCAUCCUGGGACAUUGUUCAAAAGCAGUUCUAGCUUGUGAUAUACCCGUUGAAGCAAAUUUAUUAUACAGGAUGUCCCAGAAACGAGUGCAGAUAUUUUAAGGGGUGGUAGAUCUGGUCAAAAUAAACAUAUUUUCUCUUUACCAUUUUUAAAA
Messenger RNA from Sitophilus oryzae (rice weevil), 5104 nucleotides. RefSeq lists its product as uncharacterized. The record is from RefSeq and is a predicted model, not a curated record. Lineage: Eukaryota; Metazoa; Arthropoda; Insecta; Coleoptera; Curculionidae. Bases 326 to 4195 code for a protein of 1289 amino acids. The transcript has 3 exons.